Pocillopora meandrina is the source of this 2621-nucleotide messenger RNA. The record is from the annotation of a GenBank genome assembly. Lineage: Eukaryota; Metazoa; Cnidaria; Anthozoa; Scleractinia; Pocilloporidae.
AUGAAAAUCCCCAACGCAUUUCUAAUCCUAGCUAUCUUCAGAAUAGCCUCUACCAUUACUAUCGCGGCUAAAGUUGACGCUGAUUGCAAAGUUAAGACAGGUCUGGGCCAAGCCCUCAUAGGACAUAGUUUCUCAAGUUUUACUGUGAAAGACUUUCAGGAUUGCUACCAAGAAUGUAAAGCCAAUGAACCAAAAUGUCGUAGUAUGAAUUACAAUGGUGACCACAAACGCUGCGAGCUCAAUAACGCAACUGAGACAUCGCAUCCGCAAGAUUUGAAGGAAGUCCCUAUGUCUGUAUAUUUUGAGAGCCGUCACCGAGGUAAAUGAAACGAAUGUAAAGGAGAUAUGCUGGCGUUUAGGUACCUUGCACAGUAUAAAAACGUUACGAGCUGAAAGACACCUUUACUUUUAUGUUUAAUUUAAACAAUGUGAAUACUUAAUCCACUGGCCUGUGAAACAGUUGAAUUCUAUUGCAAAUUUUUUAAGCGACUUCUGGAAGUUAUCAGCUAGCUAAAAUAGAUUGUAUAUUACGUCGGCAAUCGUAUAGACACUAUUUCAUAUCUUUUCGACGACCACUUAUUUUAGGAAAGAUAAAACUGUGCAGAGUCGUUGUUCGUUAAGGAGAUCAGAGUUUAUUUACAUUUCUCUGAACUGUUACACACUGGAGCAACAGUGAAUUCAAUUUAGUAGUAAAGCAAAAUUUUAUAUUAUAGAUGAUUUUUAAUUUUUUCUGGUCUUCUUCUACCCUUGCUACGAAAAAUUUACAUUUACAUGGGACGCACAAAAAAACACUGAAAUUAAAUAACUGGCUUAAUUCAGGAUAAACGUUUAAGGCUUUCCUUUUUUUUUCAAUUAUUAGUAUCUGCAGGCUCUCAACGUCAUGUCGCUGGUAAAACAUGUCAGGAAAUCUUAUCAAGAGAGGAGUCUGCAAGCGAUGGAUUCUAUUGGCUGAAUUCAAAUGAUACAGAGGAUCCAUAUGUUUCCUUCUGUAACAUGACAAAUGGAGGCGGUAAUGUUUAAAGAAGAUUCAAGCGUUAUAAUUUAGCAAUCUGUUAAGUAAACAAAUUUUCCUUCCAGGAAUUCUUAAAUGAUUAAAAUCAUUCUUCGCAUGUCGAAUAAUUGGCUUUCAAAAGAAAAAAGCCUUGGUCUGAAAGCUGCCAUCAAAAUUUUCACUCCCAAGAUCUAAUUAGUAAUUCUCCUUACUAUCUCCCAUAGAAUUCUUAUGAUGUUAGUUCAGAGAAUUUGGUAUUGGAUCAACUAAUAAUCCCAUAGUUGAUACUCUUCUCUUCUCAUUUAUUGAUAUUGAUAUUGUAUUGAUAUUGUAAGGAGAAAUUCUGUCUUGGUCACUUGUGGUAGUGAAAGGAUUAAGCACUUUGUGUCCUAGAUUGUGGAAGAUACGUUCGCCACAUAUGAUUGAUUUUUGAAAAAAAAAAGAAAAGAAAAGAAAAAACAGACGUUUUUAUCCACUAUGCAUAGCCUAUCAUGCUCCUUCACAGUAAAAAAUUCAGACUGUCAUUUAUACGACAAUAUUCGUAACACUGACUCAAAAUAGUGAAUACGCUCUGCUUAGACCACUUACUUUCUUGUUUCGGGAUCAUACACGAUUACUGCGUUCACCAGGGUCGAAAAAGGCCAACGCUAAUGGUAAUACUUUCUUCGCAGACAUCAGUGCAUCGUAUGACUUGAUAUUUCUGGACCGUAACACAACGAACUUCGUGGAACUGAAUACCUCUUUACCAGACCUCUCCGCCUUCACAGUAUGCUUUUGGUACAGAGCCUGGGCGCGACAGUUGGUUUUUCUGUCCUAUGCCACCAGCAACAUGACCGAUGCUAUUAUGAUGUUUCUUUCUGAAACCGGAUUAUUUCGAUUCUUGGUGCUCAACAAGCAAACGUGAGUAAAUAAUGACUUCCAUUAUUUAAUCAGUAAGACUAUUUUCGGGGAGACACAGUAUCCUUCCCCUUUGUUGGCGACUGAGUAUCAGGUGGAAGGUUUGGGUUAAAAGGUUAGGAUAAUGGUUAGGGUUAGGAUUAGAGAAAAAGCCUUUUUCUUCAUUUAAGGUCAUUUUUUUCUCAUAUAAAACUUCAAAUCUUCUCAAUUUUUUCCUUACGUUGUCGGGAGUCGAAGGUUGGUCAGAAAUCAAAUGCAACACCGAGAAAUCAUCUCAGAAUUUAAAUCUGCCCUCUCAUGCAUCGAAAACUAUUUCUACAGGCACAGUCAUACCGGUACCUAUAAUGAUAGAGUGUGGCAUCAAAUGUGUGGCAAAUGGACGGACAGUGAUGGUUUUGUGCACCUGUUUGUAGACGGAGAGCUUCAGAUACGCGGUGACACAACAAUUCAUGGAGUCAUUCCUGGCACUGGAAAAUUAAUUCUGGGGCAAGAUCAGGAUACUUUUGGAGGUACUUUUGAUAGAGAGCAGAGUUUUGUUGGUGAGAUGAGCCACCUGUAUCUCUGGAACACUGAUUUAGAGGACAGCGUAAUAAAAAGCUUGAGCAUGCACUGCAAAGAGUAUCCGCAUCCAGGUUACAUCUUGAGGUGGUCCGAUUUUUCGACGGGGAUAAACGGCAAUAUUACGAAACGUGACAAUUCGAGAUGUGUUACAAAGCAAGAUGUUUUGCUUUAG